Molecule: messenger RNA, 3866 nt
Organism: Peromyscus leucopus (white-footed mouse)
Lineage: Eukaryota; Metazoa; Chordata; Mammalia; Rodentia; Cricetidae
Gene: Brdt
Product: bromodomain testis associated
Exons: 20
Coding region: 334-3165 (943 amino acids)
Biological process (GO): chromatin remodeling; positive regulation of transcription elongation by RNA polymerase II
Cellular component (GO): chromatin; nucleus
Source: RefSeq, a predicted model, not a curated record
GGCCGAGUCCCAUAAAGGCGCCAGUCGCCCGCUGCUGACAGAGCUGGCGGCCACCGCAGGAGGACCCGGAGCGACGGCCCCGCACUGCUUCACCUAGUGCAAACCGAGAGGGCGAUCGGACAGGGUCCCUUUCCUAAGAGGAAUUUGUAGACUUUCCUGCUAAGACCUCAAUUUGUAUUUUUGAAGAACAGAAAGAAAAUUCUGUGAAGUGUGGAAAUAAUUUAAGCCAUCUAAGACUAAAACAUACAUAAUGAAACAAUGUAUACAAUUUGUAUAAAAAAGGACAUGUACUUGUAGACAGCAUUCAAAUACCAGGAUCUGAAGUGGUUGAGAAUGUCUCUGCCGAGCCGACAGACCGCCAUUGUCAACCCCCCUCCCCCAGAGUACAUCAACGCCAAGAAGAACGGGCGCGUGACGAACCAGCUGCAGUUCCUGCAGAAGGUCGUCCUGAAGGCCCUGUGGAAACACGGCUUCUCAUGGCCCUUCCAGCAGCCCGUGGACGCCGUGAAGCUGCAGCUGCCAGACUAUUAUACCAUUAUAAAAACCCCAAUGGAUUUAAAUACAAUUAAGAAGCGGUUGGAAAAUAAGUAUUAUGUGAAGGCUUCCGAAUGCAUAGAAGACUUCAACACAAUGUUUUCAAAUUGUUAUUUAUACAACAAGCCUGGCGAUGACAUUGUUCUUAUGGCCCAAGCUCUAGAGAAGUUAUUUAUGCAGAAAUUAUCUCAGAUGCCACAAGAAGAGCAAGCUGUGGGUGGUAAGGAAAGAAUAAAGAGAGAUCCUCAGCAAAAGACAACAGUUUCCUCUGCUAAGGAUCCAAUCCCCUCCAAAGCGGCAGAAAAUGUAUUUAAGCGGCAAGAGAUUCCUUCUGGAUUUCCUGACAUCUCCCUCUCUCCCUUAAACAUGGUGCACGAAGUUCCCCCCACCUCUGACUCACAGACUGUGGUCCAAGUCACAAAGGGUGUGAAGAGGAGAGCAGACACAACAACCCCUACCGCGUCCAUAGUUAAAGCAAGUAGCAAGUCUCCCCCCACCUUUGGGGAAGCCAAGCCCGGGACUGUGCCAGUAAAGGAGAACAUACUGAAGAACGUUUUGCCAGACUCUCAGCAACAACACAGAGUUUUAAAAACGGUCAAAGUAACUGGGCAAUUAAAGUACUGCAGUGAGAUUCUUAAGGAAAUGCUUGCCAAGAAACAUUUGCCAUAUGCAUGGCCCUUCUAUAAUCCUGUGGAUGCUGAUGCUUUGGGACUCCACAACUACUAUGACAUUGUCAAAAAUCCCAUGGAUCUUGGAACUAUCAAGGGAAAAAUGGACAACCAAGAAUAUAAGGAUGCAUAUGAAUUUGCUGCAGAUGUCAGAUUAAUGUUUAUGAAUUGCUACAAAUACAACCCUCCAGAUCACGAAGUCGUGGCAAUGGCUAGAAUGCUUCAGGAUGUUUUUGAAAUGCAUUUUGCCAAGAUUCCUGACGAACCUGUUGAGUAUAUGCAUGCAUAUCACCUUCCAACAAACAGUGCAAAAGCCCUCAGUAGAGAAAGCAGCAGCGAGGCCUCCUCGGAAGACUACUCUUCUGAAGAUUCUGAGGAUGAACGAGUGCAGCAUCUCGCCAAGCUUCAGGAGCAGCUUAAUGCCGUUCAUCAGCAGCUACAAGUUCUGUCCCAAGUUCCCUUACGUAAGCUAAAGAGAAAGAAUGAGAAGUCUAAAAGGGCACUAAAAAGAAAAAAGGUUAACAACAGAGAUGAAAAUCCAAAGAAAAAGCCCAGGCAAAUGAAACAAAAGGAAAAGCCCAAGAGCAAUCAACCAAAAAAGAAGAAGCCACUUUUGAAAUCUGAAGAUGAAGACAACGCGAAGCCCAUGAACUAUGAUGAGAAAAGGCAGCUGAGUUUGGACAUAAACAAACUUCCUGGGGAGAAGCUUGGGCGCAUAGUUCAUAUAAUACAUUCAAGGGAGCCUUCCCUGAGAAACUCCAACCCAGACGAGAUCGAGAUCGACUUCGAGACUCUGAAGGCGUCAACACUCAGAGAGCUGGAGAAGUACGUCCUCGCCUGCCUGCGGAAGCGGUCGCUGAAGCCCCACGCGAAGAAGGUGGUCAGGUCCAAAGAAGAGCUCCAUUCCCAGAAGAAGCUGGAGCUGGAGAGGCGGUUGCUGGACGUCAACAAUCAGCUGAAUUGUAGGAAACGGCAAACAAAACGCCCAGCAAAAGCGGAGAAACCGCAGCCCCCGCCCCCACCGCCGCCGCCCCCGGAGCUGGUGAGCGGGUCCCGGCUGAGCGACAGCAGCAGUAGCAGCAGCAGCAGCAGCAGCUCGGGGUCCGCGAGCAGCAGCAGCGACUCGAGCUCCUCUGACAGCAGCGAUUCGGAACCAGAAACAUUUCCUAAAUUUACUGGCGUAAAACAGAAUGAUUUGCCUCCAAAAGAGAAUAUAAAGCAGACUACAGCGCCAUGUGGAGCACCAUGGAAGCAAUCCCAGCAGGUGCAUGGCUACCAUGGGUCAGAACAUCUGCAGACCAUGGAGAACAUUGCAUCUGUGCAGACUUGGCCUCUUUCAGGUUUUACCUUUCCCUUUUUAAUUAGUGAUGACAAGGCUGUUACCACUUACCAACAAGGGUGUGUGCUUCUAGAUGAUUCCAAACAAGUCUCGAAUGGCCCCACUGUGGUGCAUACCUCUGCUGAGAAUCUCACAAUGUUAGAGCCAGACUGUCAUGUUCCUGUGCAGAAGGAUAUAAAGAUUAAGAAUGCAGACUCUUGGAAAAGUUUAGGCAAGCCAGUGAAGUCAUCAAGUGUACUGAAGUCUUCCGACGAGCUUUUCAACCAGUUUAGAAAAGCCGCGAUAGAGAAGGAGGUCAAAGCGCGGACACAGGAGCAGAUGCGGAGGCACCUGGAGCAGAGCUCAAAGGAGCCGAAAGUGUCUCAGGAGACUCCGAGGGAGCUUGGAACUGGACUGACUCCAGAAUCUUUAUCGAAUAAAACGGAAAGCAAGUGUCAUGGAGAAGAGCAGGGUGAACAGCAGCCAUCAGAAGCUCAAGACAAAAGCAAACUCUGGCUUCUCAAAGACCGGAAUUUAGCAAGGGAGAAGGAGCAAGAACGGAGGAGAAGAGAGGCAAUGGCGGGUACCAUUGAUAUGACUCUUCAAAGCGACAUUAUGACAAUGUUUGAAAAUAACUUUGAUUAAAACUCAGUUUUAAAUUAACUGUCAACUUUAAAUGAAUGAUACAAAUGUUUACAAUGCAUGUGGUAAAGUGAUUACUUUCAACCACCAAGAUACCAAUCAUAUAUUGUGUUUUGACUGCCCUAAAAUUAAAUAUUUUGCACUUACAUUUUUAAUAAAUAUGUUCAUUUUAAUGACAUAAUUUAUAAACGUUUUAUAAUUUUGAUCUCUAAAAGUGAAUAGAUUUUAUUCAUUCUGCAGAGGACUGUCGCUGUGUGUUAUAGCCCUGAUCUAAGCAAGUCUGAAAGGGAGCAUCUGAUUGGGGAAAAAAAAUGAAGAAUAUAUAAAAGUAUAUAAAAACAGGUUCUGUUGAGUUUUUAACUUUUGUUUGUUUGUUUGUUUGUUUGAGACAGGGUCUCAUACCUCAUGCUGCUGUGCUGAACUCAACAAUGUAGCCAGGGAUGACCUUGAACUGCUGCUUCUCCUGCCCUCACCUCUCGAGCACUGGGGAUACAGGAGCUGCCAUCAUGCCUGGCUGAGUUUUUACUUUUCAAAGAGAUACUUUGUGCUGUCAGAAUAUCCUGAGCAUCUAACAAGCAUCACAAUGUCAGAUUCUCUGCUUUCUCUGCUGGGUUCAUGUUUAAAUUCCAUGCUGACUUGUUUUAAUGCAUUAUUAGUUAUGAUUUGAAACAAAGUAAUAGUAAAUAUUUAUGUGUACAAGCUUC